This is a messenger RNA of Penicillium waksmanii, 3252 nucleotides long. RefSeq lists its product as uncharacterized. The coding region runs from base 1 to 3252 and encodes 1083 amino acids. Gene Ontology annotation, molecular function: catalytic activity; protein binding. Lineage: Eukaryota; Fungi; Ascomycota; Eurotiomycetes; Eurotiales; Aspergillaceae. Gene Ontology annotation, biological process: nucleoside metabolic process. The transcript has 2 exons. The record is from RefSeq and is a predicted model, not a curated record.
AUGGACACUGAGCCUAAGACUCACAAUGAAUAUACUGUGGGAUGGGUUUGUGCUUUGCCAAAGGAGCAGACCGCGGCAACAGCCAUGCUGGAUCGAAGACACGCCGGGCUCCCAAAACCGCAGAAUGAUCCCAAUACUUACACCCUUGGAUCUGUUGGAAGCCACAACGUCGUCAUAGCCUGCUUGCCCAAAGGCCAAAUUGGCAAUAAUUCGGCGGCGAGUGUUGCUACCUGGAUGAUCUCGACUUUUCCAUCUAUCAAAUUUGGCUUGAUGGUGGGUAUUGGCGGCGGUGUUCCACCCAAGGUCAGACUUGGCGAUGUGGUCGUUAGCACACCCGUGGGCCAGUUUCCUGGCGUGGUACAAUGGGAUUUUGGCAAGGCGAAAGAAGGUGGAAGCUUUGAACGGACUGGGUCACUGAAUAAUCCGCCUACGUCUUUACUCACGGCCCUGACAGCUUUGGAGACGGAGCAUGAUUUAGUUGGCUCUAAGAUACCGGAGUACUUGGAGGAGUUGAGGGAGAAGUGGCCAAGACUUGUGUCAAAGUACUUGCCUUCGGAUUUACAGGAUAUGUUAUUCAAAGCAGAUUAUGAACAUUCAAGGAAGCAUGUCUUGAAGGAUCUCGAUGAUACGUCCGACGUUGACGAUAUUGAUGAGGAGGAAGAGGAAGAGAGCUGCCGACUUUGCGAUAAAACAAAGGUUGUGAAGAGAAGGCCGAGAGACAUGUCUGUUCACUUUGGCCUGAUUGCAUCAGGAAACCAGGUUGUCAAGGACGCUACUCUCCGAACCAAACUCAACAAAGAUCUUGGUGGUCAUCUUCUUUGUAUUGAAAUGGAGGCGGCGGGACUGAUGAACAACUUCCCGUGCAUCGUCAUCCGAGGAAUCUGUGACUAUGCGGACUCACACAAAAACAAAGAUUGGCAGGAAUAUGCGGCGGCUGUUGCAGCAGCAUUUGCCAAGGAAUUUUUGGCAUUCUUGCAACCAACUGAUGUUGAGGGAGAGCGGCCAGUGAAAGAAAUACUUGGGCAGGUUUUCGACGUUGUAUCCCAGUCCGGGGAAAAUGUUAAAAGGAUAAAAGGUCAUUUGGAACAAAAGAAAGAGCUUAAGAUACUCAACUGGAUUACGCCAAUUAACUAUGGCCCUGAACAAAGCGAUUUUUUGGGAAGAAGACAACGAGGAACUGGCCAGUGGCUUCUAGAGUCGAUACAGUUUCAGACAUGGAAGGCGACGAAGAACCAGACAAUGUUUUGUCCCGGAAUGCCUGGAGCUGGCAAAACCAUCAUCAGCUCGAUUGUGAUCGACCAUCUCGACCAGGAGUUUCAAGCAGACCCAACAAUUGGCAUCGCUUAUGUGUACUGUAAUUUCAAGCGACAGGACAGUCAGAAUGGCAAAGAUUUGCUGGCAAGCUUACUGAAACAGUUAGCUGCACAAUGCCAGCCUUUCCCAGAUAGCGUCAAAGAGCUCUACGAAUACCACGAAGCCAGAAGAACACGACCGUCAACCGAGAAAGCUUCGAAAGUUCUCCUCGGAAUAGUAGCGACUUUUUCAAAAGUCUUUAUCAUUGUUGAUGCACUUGACGAAUGCCAGGCAUCUGAGCGGGAGCAUUUCCUUUCGGAGGUCUUCAACCUUCAGACGCAGCAGAGCGUGAAUAUCUUUGCGACAUCGCGAUUUAUAUCAAACAUUAUGGAUCAAUUUCAAGACGCAUUAUCGUUAGAGAUCCGUGCCACUGAUGAAGAUGUGGGCAUGUACCUGGAAAAACAUAUGGGAAACCUACGGCCUAUUGUUCGGGAGAAUCGCCAACUGCAAGAGGAGAUUAGAACUUCAAUCUUACAUGCAGUUGACGGGAUGUUUCUGUUGGCACAACUCUAUAUCGGUUUUCUCAACGACAAACUGACCACGAAUGAUAUCCGGGAGUCAUUGAAAAGCUUUCAGAGGCAAAAUCAAGGAUCGAGUGAAAAUGAGAAGACUGAGAUAUUGAGCAAUGCCUACGAUCAGGUGAUGGAGAGAAUUCAUCAACAGCGGCCAGGUUUGAAACAAUUGGCAGUGAAGGUUUUGUUUUGGUUAACCUGUGCGAAGCGGCCGCUCAGUAUAGCAGAACUUCAGUUUGCCUUGGCAAUAAAAGAAGGGAAGCUUCAUCUUGACGAAGGAGACUUGCCUCAUAUCGAUGAUAUAGUAUCAGUCUGCUUGGGAUUGGUCACUAUCGAUGAUCAAAGUAGCAUCAUACGUUUGGUGCACUAUACCACACAGGAGUACUUCGUCCAGACCCAGAAGGACUGGGUUUUCAAUGCCCACGCCGAAAUUGCCAGAGCUUGCAUCACCUGCUUAUCAUUUGACAUUUUUGAAGCCGGAAACUGCCUAACGCAUGACGAGUGGCGUGCGAGAUUUCAAACUACCGCUCUAUAUGGCUAUGCUGCUGAAAAUUGGGGAUGCCAUGUCGGAUAUCUCCCGAUUGACAACCGAUCGAUAAUUGACUUUCUCAUGAACACGUCUAAAGUAUCUGCCUGCGGCCAAGCGGAGGAAUAUAUCAAAAUGCCGUAUUUCUGGGAUCUUGAAAAGAGGAUAACAGGCUUGCACCUCUUAGCGAGGCUUGGGCUUGUGGAGUUGACAUCAAGGAUUCUUGCACUGAAAGUCGAUAUCAAUUUUCAAGACAACUUUGGCCAAACUCCACUCUCACACGCGGCCGAAAAUGGGCAUGAUAAAGUGGUGAAGCUACUGCUUGAGAAAGCAGAUGUCAACCUCCAAAAUAUACAUGGCCAGUCUCCACUCUCAUUCGCGGCCGAAAAUGGAUAUGACGCAGUGGUGAAGCUACUGCUUGAGCAGAAAGCCAAUAUCAAUAUGAACGGAAGAUUUGGCCAAAAUCCACUCUUAUUAGCGGCUGAAAAUGGACAUGACGCAGUGGUGAAGCUACUGCUUGAGCAGAAAGCCAAUAUCAAUAUGAAAGAAAGAUUUGGCCAAACUCCACUCUCAUUCGCGGCCAAAAAUGGACAUGACGCAGUGGUGAAGCUACUGCUUGAGCAGAAAGCAGACGCCGAUUCCCGAGAUAUACUUGGCCAAAAUCCACUCUUAUUAGCGGCUGAAAAUGGACAUGGCGCAGUGGUGAAGCUACUGCUUGAGCAGAAAGCAGAUUCCGAUUCCCGAGAUAUUUUUGGCAAAAUUCCACUCUCAUUCGCGGCUGAAAAUGGACACGACGCAGUGGUGAAGCUACUGCUUGGGCAGAAAGCAGAUGUAGCUAUACAAGAUUCCGGCAGACCCUAG